AUGGCGCCCCAGCUUGGGUCUUCUUCGGAAAUGCACUGUGACCCAGACUGCCGUCUGCCUGAGGAGUCUCUACUCGAGCCGGGGGCGGGGCUCAGAGGAGUGACGUCGUCGUGCGUCAUCGCGCUCGCGGGUGGCCACGAAGACUCGGAGGAGCGCUCGGCGCUAGGGGCGGGACGUCCCGGGAAGCCAGCUGGGCUUCCAGUGCGCAGAAGACAGUGAGGGAGCAUGUACCGGCUUCUGAGCCGAGGCCUAGGCGGGGGCCUUAUACGGGCUGUGGGGCUGUGGGGCCGGCACUACUCGGCGCUCCCGUUCCUGGCGCCGGCUGGCGGCCCGAAGCCCGAGAUGGCUGUGCCCUCUUCACGAGUUGUGCAGCACGGCCGGAGCCCGGGCCUGCUGCCGCUGGUGGCAGCGCUCGCCUGGUUCUCGAGGCCCGCUACGGCAGACGAGGAGGUGCCGGAGGGAGCGGGCGAGGCCUCCGCUGGGGACGCGGCCGAGGCCGAGAUCAUCCAGCUGCUGAAACGAGCCAAGUUGAGCAUCAUGAAAGAUGAGCCAGAAGAAGCUGAGCUAAUUUUGCAUGACGCUCUUCGUCUUGCCUAUCAGAGCGGUAACAACAAGGCCAUCACCUACACUUAUGAUUUGAUGGCCAAUUUAGCAUUUAUACGUGGUGAACUUGAAAAUGCAGAAAAACUUUUUAAAGCUACAAUGAGUUACCUGCUUGGAGGAGGCAUGAAGCAGGAAGACAAUGCAAUAAUUGAAAUCUCCUUAAAGCUGGCCAGUAUCUAUGCUGCUCAGAAUAGACAGGAAUUUGCUCUUGCUGGCUAUGAAUUCUGCAUUUCAACUCUAGAAGAAAAAAUGGAAAGAGAAAAGGAACUGGCAGAAGACAUUAUGUCAGUGGAAGAGAAAGCCAAUACCCACCUCCUACUAGGCAUGUGCUUAGACUCCUAUGCUCGCUACCUUCUGUUCACCAAGCAGCCAUCACAGGCACAAAAGAUGUAUGAGAAAGCUUUGAAGAUUUCUGAAGAAAUACAAGGAGAAAGGCACCCACAGACCAUCGUGCUGAUGAAUGACCUGGCUACUACUAUGGACGCACAAGGCCACUUUGAUGAAGCCUUCAUUCAUGUGCAGAGGGCAUCAGAUCUGGCAAGACAGAUAAAACACCCUGAGCUACACAUGGUGCUCAGUAACCUAGCUGCAAUUUUGAUGCACAAAGAACAAUAUGCGCAAGCCAAAGAGAUCUACCAGGAAGCACUGAAGCAAGCAGAGCUGAAAAAAGAUGAGGUUUCCAUACAACACAUCAGGGAAGAGUUGGCUGAGCUGUCAAGAAAAAAGUAG
Chrysochloris asiatica (Cape golden mole) is the source of this 1332-nucleotide messenger RNA. RefSeq names its product tetratricopeptide repeat domain 19 (gene TTC19). The transcript has 10 exons. Gene Ontology annotation, molecular function: protein binding. NCBI's taxonomy places the organism in Eukaryota, Metazoa, Chordata, Mammalia, Afrosoricida, Chrysochloridae. Gene Ontology annotation, cellular component: mitochondrial inner membrane. The record is from RefSeq and is a predicted model, not a curated record. Gene Ontology annotation, biological process: mitochondrial respiratory chain complex III assembly.